AUGAGCUCGGCAACUGCUAAGAGCUCCAUUUCAAGUGGUGGUCUUGAAAAGAGUAAUCCCAUCAAUGAUGAUACGAGGAUUGAGGUAAAGCUCGUACAACAAGGGAAUUUAGUUGGGGAGGCAUCACUGGAAUGGUCUCUUAAUUUUUUAACUCGAAAUUGUGACUUUUUAAAUGAAAGAUCAAUGUCUCCGCUUUCAAUUUAUGCAGUACAUGUGUGGACAGGAUCACAGAAUUGUGAAUUUGCCAACGAACUUUCUUUUCAAGGAAAGAUAAGAAAUAUGCUGUUUAAGUUAUUAAUUCAUCCAGUUCAUGAAUUAGUAAACAAUUUAAAGACUAAUGCUUAUUAUAUUGCAGCUUUAAGUUCCAAAAAACCUUUUGAUUUUGACAAAAAUAUGUCUUCGCAUGGGCUUGAAAUCCCUUUGAUUUCUGGAAAUUGUUUUGAUGGAGAUUUUAUUUUGAAUCAGAUGAGAUGGAUUUACAAGUUAUUUCACAAUAAAGGGGAAGAAGCAGGGAGGCUUUCUUUGGAGUCUGAAGAAGAUGAGGAAUUCUUCAGCAACGUUACUUUUUCAAAUAAUUUGAUAGAAUUUAGCAGGAUUUUCUGCUCAAAGUUGAUUUUUCAUUGGCUAACACACCAUACUCUCACAAACUUUUUAUAUAACCCAAAUGGCCCAAUUUCACUUUUAAGCUUUAACAUUUUAAUUGAGAAGCUUUCGCCAUUUUUUUCUAAAUAUAUUGAGCACUCAAAAGACAUGUACUCGGAUAUUAUUGCAUUUUCUGAUUCAGUUUGGGAAAUCUGGAGAAAUAUGAAGGAAAAAAAUACCGAUUUGCAUUCAGUUGCACAUUGUCUCGAAAAAUACACCUCAGAAAGCGAAGAUUUUAUGAAAUGCUUGACCAAUGUGGUUCUAAAACAUUCCCUUGAUGAGCUACUUGACAAUCUCUCAGAGUUAGUUAUUGCAAUAAAUGACGCACUUCCAUGCGCAAAUUUACAUGCAAUGCUACCUUUGGGAACCCGCCUAAACACGUCAUUAUUGGAGGAUUGCCAAAAAAGAGAUAUUGCUCCGGACGCAGAUCCUAAGGAGCCAUUUAAUUCAAUUUUUGAAGUUGCUGGGUUUAAAAGGGCAGUAUCGGUUUGUAGAGAGUUUCCGGACUUGUUGAGACCAAAGGCAACAUACAGCGAAAAGGUUGUCAAGACGACACAGUUGGUUUUAAAUUACUGCUUAAGAAACAAACUGGCAGACUGUAAGUACAUAAAGAAGGUAGAUCAUGACAAAGAAGUGGCUGAAGAAGGUUUUCGUGACAUUUUAGAAUCGCAAAACGGGACUAGCUCGUGCCAGGAAUUAAACUCAAAGAAUAUAAUAGAGGAUGCUGUAUCGGAUGUAAAAAAGACAGUCAGGCAAUAUUCGACAAGGAGUGUAACAAAGAAUGCUCCGAGUAGUUUGAGUAACGAGACAGGGAAAGCUAGUAAUGAUAAGAAUAGCUUAAAGAGGAAGAACGUGUUUAAGGAUGAUGAGCAGGUAGAGUCUGAGAAAUCAAAAGGGUUGAACUUGUAUUCAGAUGACAAGGGGAAGACUGGGAGAAAAAUUUCAUUAAGGGGGAUCUCUGAAAGCUCUGACUUAUCCGAAGACACUACGCCAAAACCAAUAGUUUAUAAAAAGAAAAAAGACGAUGAGCAACAAUCUGUUCCAAAAAGAGCAUCAGUUAGAAAGAGUUCAACAAGUCCGAAUAUUGGAAUAUCAAGACAAUAUCGCCGCUGGAGUGAUGAAGAGACAAACUUGCUCAUUGAUGGUGUAAACAAGUUUGGACUAGGGAAGUGGAGAGUUAUCCUGGCUACUACCAAGUUGACCAACCGUGAUGAAGUGGGCCUUAAAGAUCGUUGGAGGAACCUCGUCAAAGGUGGUCACGUUACUUGGGACUCUAAAGCCAAAAUUUACCGUUCUGUUAAAUAA
Molecule: messenger RNA, 1947 nt
Organism: Cryptosporidium ubiquitum
Lineage: Eukaryota; Apicomplexa; Conoidasida; Eucoccidiorida; Cryptosporidiidae
Product: telomeric DNA binding protein
Exons: 1
Coding region: 1-1947 (648 amino acids)
Source: RefSeq, a predicted model, not a curated record